UGCACGGGUCACCCUGGGCCUCUCCUGCUCCAGGUGGCCACCAUGCCGGGGCUGGUGGGUGAGGCAGGGGCCGAGAGCUGGAGCCAGGCCCCCCCACUGUAUGAGGAAUACCGCCCGCCCCCACUGGAUGCCAUCCGCCUGCCCAGGUAUGUGCUGUACCUGCUGCUGGCUGCGCUCCUAGUGGUGGCUGUGGCCUAUGCCAUUGUCGGGCAUCUCAUCAAGGACCUCACCCACGACCUGGCCGACUGGGCCUUUGGCCCAAAGCCAGACCAGGAGGACGCCCCCCGGGAGCUGCGCCCAAGCCUGGAGGGUGAGGAUCUGGAGGAGCUAGACCUGCAGCUGGCCCUGGCCUGGCGGGGUGAUGAGGACAAUGGCGGGGGUGGUGAGGGGGCGCCUGCUGCAGCCCCCGCCCGGGCCCCCCACUGCCCCUCCAUCGCCUUCAAGGAACCGCCCACCCGAAGCUCCUGGAGGCUGGACUGAGCUCGGGCCCAGGGCCCAGGUGCCACCCUCCUUGGCGCCGUACAGACUGGACCUGUGCUCCCGGAGCCCUUUCUCCACGGCUCUGCCCUGUCUUGCAGAGAACGUUCCCUUUCUUGGCUGCCAGGACACUGACUAUUUCUACCCUCCUGCGCCCCCAGACUCCCAGAGUUUAACCCCACCCAGCCUCCAGCAAGCUGCAGGCCAUCUGUACACCCAGAGUGCCAAGAAGAUUUUAAAAAUAAUAACAUUAGUAGCCAGCCCUUGCCUAGUGCUUAGUACAUGCCUGCUAUUGUGCUAAAUGAGCCAUUUCCAUGUAUUAUCUCAUUUAAUCCUCUGAGUGAGACUUAGAUGGGGAAAUGGAGGCAUACAGCCUAGAAAUGACUUGUUUGGGGUUCUGCCCCCACUCACUCUUCUGAGCUCACCCACUUCCGAAUACCACCCCCGCCCCCCGACUCCACACCUCAUUCCCGGCUCCA
This is a messenger RNA of Myotis daubentonii (Daubenton's bat), 956 nucleotides long. It is a transcript of the gene SMIM44, whose product is annotated as small integral membrane protein 44. NCBI's taxonomy places the organism in Eukaryota, Metazoa, Chordata, Mammalia, Chiroptera, Vespertilionidae. The record is from RefSeq and is a predicted model, not a curated record.